Messenger RNA from Bradysia coprophila, 1922 nucleotides. RefSeq names its product porphobilinogen deaminase-like protein l(3)02640 (gene Hmbs). Gene Ontology annotation, cellular component: cytoplasm. The record is from RefSeq and is a predicted model, not a curated record. NCBI's taxonomy places the organism in Eukaryota, Metazoa, Arthropoda, Insecta, Diptera, Sciaridae. Gene Ontology annotation, biological process: heme biosynthetic process. Gene Ontology annotation, molecular function: hydroxymethylbilane synthase activity.
CAUUCUUUCAUUCCAAUGCAAAAAUACUCUCCUUCGUGUCAACCAAAACCUGUGUGUGAUAGUGAGUGGUCGGUUUUAUAAUAUGGAAGUGAAUAUUAAUUAAAGUGUUUGAGGGGAACUUCUUUUAAUUUAUCUUCGUAUCAAUUGCAUGUGCUCGUCACCAGUCAAACCUAAAGCGAAAGUGCAAACGUAACAGUUCCUACUAGCUAUCUGCAUACGAUACAUCACCAAUAAAUUUUUGUAUAUCACGAUGAAUGAUAAAUCGAAAGUAAUUCGAGUUGGGUCACGUAAGAGUGAGCUUGCCCUAAUACAAACAAAACAUGUCAUUGCAUCGCUGCAAAAAUUAUACCCGAACGAGAAGUUUGAGAUUCACACCAUGACAACUAUGGGUGACCGUGUGUUGAACAUAUCAUUGCCCAAAAUCGGCGAGAAAGCAUUAUUCACCAAGGAUCUUGAAGAUGCCCUUACAAAUGGAAGUGUCGACUUUGUCGUUCAUUCGCUGAAAGAUUUACCAACCUGUUUGCCAGCUGGAAUGGCAAUCGGUGCGGUAUUGGAACGUGAAGAUCCUCGUGAUGCUUUGGUGCUAAAUCAGAAAUUCGAAGGGAAAACAUUGGAAACAUUACCGGAAGGAUCCAUCGUAGGUACAUCAUCGCUUCGACGAGGUGCUCAACUAGCUCGCUGUUAUCCCCAUCUCGUUGUCCAAGAUAUUCGCGGCAAUUUGAAUACUCGUCUCGCGAAACUAGAUGCAGAAAAUUCAAAAUUUGCUGGCAUAAUCUUGGCACAGGCUGGUCUUGUUCGCAUGGGAUGGGAUAAGCGCAUCAGCCAAACGAUCGAGCCAACUGAUAUUUUAUACGCAGUCGGUCAGGGAGCAUUAGCUGUGGAAUGUCGUUCCAAUGAUGUACGAAUUCUAUCAAUGCUGCAAAAGUUAUCAUGUCUGGAGACGCAAUGCAAAAUUUUAACGGAACGCAGUUUUCUGAAAACAUUGGGCGGUGGAUGCAGUGCACCUGUUGCUGUUCAUACAAAUUUGGAACGUCGCCGAGGAACUGAUGAUGACUACGAAUUGAACAUAACGGGAGCGGUUUGGAGUUUGGAUGGAAAAAUUGAGAUCCAGAGCAACACAAACUGUAUUCUGGAUUUGGACGACAAUGCCAACGAAAUUAUACCGAGAAAACGUAGUCGAAUUGAUAUCAGUGAAGAAACACCAUCGAAAAAGCCGACACCGAAAGCUGACAGCCCACCCAUAGUCGAUGACUCGAAAGCCACGUCGAGUACAUCAACCGGAAAAUUUGACAUUGAAGCACUCAUCCACUUGCAUGGCGAAGCAUUUCGAAAGUGUCCCUACUCGCAGACGAUAAACGAAACGAAACGAGACGAGGCUGCCAAGGUUAAAGAUUGUCCGAUGCACCUUGUUGUCGGUCAAGAUGUAAUGGGAGAGUGUCCGUAUGUUGAUACGCAACAGAAAGUUUUGUCUGUCGGCGAAAACUCGUCGACUUCUGCUGAAGGUGAUAUCGCUAAGUGUCCAUUUUUCAACAGUACAAAAGCGGAUGCGGAGGCUACAAAUGAGACGGCUGUUUUGAAAUGUCCAUUUGUAUCUGAAAGCAAAACCGGUGAAGGUGAUGUCGCACGUCCUGAAUCCGUCACCGAAGUAAUAUUGUACUGUGGAUUAUAUCGUCACGAAUGCUAUCGAUUGGAUGUGUUUGAGAAAUGUGAAGCGUUGGGUAAAAGUUUGGCGACGAGUCUAAUCGAAAACGGUGCCUUAAAAGUUAUGAGCAAAGCUCAAUUAGAAAUAAGACAAAACAUUUAGAAUUCGGUUUUUGUUUUCAUGUUCAAAGCUCAAUUUAUUUGGUGUUCUCAGGUCUUAUUGUUUACUUAGUAAAUAGAGUAGUGGUGUAUUUGGAAUAAAAGAAAGUUUUUCAUUCAAA